UUUCCAAACCUUUGUGUCUCAAGCAAUCCGACGAUAAUAGUGGAUGCCCAAGUAAUUUUACAAAAGAAAAAAAAUUCCUGCAUUUGAACGUGUCGUCGAGAGGAAGAGAGAAACGCGGGGGAAAAGGCUCAAUUGCAUUUGGUUCUUCUUACUUUCUCAAAUCCAAGUCCAAAUUUCUGAGAUAAAUUGUAUACUCUCAGAGAGAGAGAGAGAGAGAGAGAGAGAUGGGGAAUUUUCUGGCCACUUUUCUGGGCGUGGAAGAACCACCACCGCCUAUGGUUUUGGUUCCGCCUCUAUUUGAUUUCCCUCCUUUGAUUGCACGUACCAGGAUGUUGGAAUCAUCAUAUGACUUGUUAUUUGGAAAGCUUGCAUUGAAAUGCCUUUUUGAGGACUACUUUGAACAAGCGGCGCAUUUUAGCACGAGAAUUAUGUUAAAGCCAAUUGAAGACCCUAAUGUGGAUCUGAUUGCUACUGUUUCAGGUCCACUUGAUCAUAAAGCUGAAGAGAAAAUUGUGGGAAAUGCUUUGUUUCGGUGGCAAAGGGAUGUUGACGAUCCUCACACAUUCAUGGAUCUCUUUGUGUCAACUUCUCAGCCGAUUUUGCGCAUGAGGUCAUGUGCUUAUUAUCCUAAAUAUGGAUUCGGUGCAUUUGGCAUUUUCCCAUUAUUAAUAAACAAAAGGGUAUGUUCAGAAGAUUAUGGUGUUACGGGCUUGAGAUACGGGUCAGGAAAUUUAUCUUUUGGAGCUACAAUGAUCCCCUUCUAUUUGGCAGAUGAGUUUCCAAGAAGUGCUUGGUUGGUAAGCCGAAUGGGAAGGCUAACUGCAGGGGUUCAAUACAAGCCACAGUUGGAAGAAAAAGGUGGUGCAAACUUUAACAACUUAAAGAAUUGGAGCUGUGCAAUUGGCUAUGGAUUAGGGUCAACUAGUCCUUUGAGCCCAUCAUUCAAUUUUGGUCUUGAACUUGCUAGAAGUUCUCAGAUGAUUGCUUCAUUCUAUCAACAUUUUGUGGUUCAAAGACGGGUGAAGAAUCCAUUUGAAGAAGAUGAAAUAGUUGGAAUAACAAACUAUAUUGACUUUGGCUUUGAAUUGGCGACAAGCAUUGGUGGAACUGAAUCAUCAAGUAGUCCCCAAGAUGCCACCUUUCAAGUGGCUGCAUCUUGGCAAGCGAAUAAGAACUUAAUGGUUAAGGGAAAGUUGGGUCCUAUUAGCUCGUCAAUAGCUUUAGCAUUCAAGUCAUGGUGGAAACCUUCCUUCACGUUCAGCAUUUCAGCUGUUAGAGAUCGUAGGGUGGAGAAAACUGCGUUGGGAUUUGGAAUCCGUAUCGAGGAUCUUCGAGAAGCCAGCUAUCAAAGAGCUGAUCCAAAUUAUGUAAUGUUGACGCCGAAUAAGGAGCACUUGGCACAAGGUAUUGUUUGGAAAAUGGGGAAAAGGCCAAUGCUACAAGCGGAUGUAGACUCUGGGAACUUUGACAAUUUACCGAGGGAACUGAGACCCCUCGGAAGAAUUUUGUAAUUUUCUGUUUUCUUUUCAAUUUUUCAAAGCCAGCCGCAGAGUUUCUAUGAAACAUUUACUGGUAGAGUGGUGGAGCAUUCCAAGUUUCCGGGUUGGAGCAUUUCCUAACUGGCUGGUUGGAGCAAUCUGAGGAUGAACUUGGGUCAUAACAAAAGUACUGGUCUAGAAGUGUUCUUUUUGUCUCUGGACUUGGGAAAUGGUUUGGCAAUUGUAACAAUUACAAAAUGUUAGGUUUUCUAGAUUUUUUUUUGGGGGGGGGUGGUGGUGUUAUCUGUUGCCUCUCAAGCAUGUCAGGCAGGAUGCUCUGCCAAUAUUGGAUUAUAGAGUUCUCAAAUAUAAGCAUGAUGCAGCCUUGGAGGUUGGAGCUCAAAAGUAGGAAGAUUUACCGUAAUUGUACCCUAUGCAAACAUUAUGACCCUCUCCAAACCCCAUGGUGGCAGUUUCGUGUACUGAGUAUGCCUUUUUUGUACGGUUGAAUAACUGGGUGUCAGUGUUCACAGAAUCUCAAUUCUCAUGUUCUGUUGGGUGUUACCGGGGAAGAUACUACCAGUCAGAUAAUCGCAACCAUCUUUAUUUAUUUUGCACGAUACUCAA
Molecule: messenger RNA, 2105 nt
Organism: Macadamia integrifolia
Lineage: Eukaryota; Viridiplantae; Streptophyta; Magnoliopsida; Proteales; Proteaceae
Exons: 14
Coding region: 225-1511 (428 amino acids)
Source: RefSeq, a predicted model, not a curated record